Messenger RNA from Candidula unifasciata, 4815 nucleotides. Lineage: Eukaryota; Metazoa; Mollusca; Gastropoda; Stylommatophora; Geomitridae. The record is from the annotation of a GenBank genome assembly.
AUGGAUGAUUUUUGUGGCUCAAGCACAUUUUGGGACUCCUCACUUACCUGGACAAACAACUCGUGGCCACAAUUCACAGAAUGUUUCCAAGAUACAGUGUUGCAAUGGGUGCCCUGUGGAUGGCUGUGGAUAUCAGCUCCUCUGUACAUCUACUAUCUUGUGGGUCGCCAGAAGAAACCCCAGCCAGUAACGUAUCUGUUUUGCAGCAAGCUGUUUUGCAGCCUCAGUUUGCUGCUUGUAAACGUCCUUGACAUUGUCGAGGCACUGGGCACAGCAGGACCACGUGAUUUUAAUGCAGACAUUUUGGCAUCACUUUUAUGGAUUGUCACACUGAUUCUUCAUUCAGGCCUGGUAUUAAUGGAGAGAAAAUAUCACGUGAUAAGAUCGCCACUUCUCUUUAUUUUCUGGACACUGACAACCAUCUGUUCACUAGUGCCAGUCUACUCGUCCUUCAUGUUACAGAUAUACGACUCCGAAUUAUUCAAGUUUGCUUUGCUAAUGAUAAAGUAUUGUGCCAUUGUAUUACUACUCUUACUGAACUGCUUCGCUGAAUAUCAUGAGGAGAAAACUAAGAAACAUAACCCAGAGUUGUCAGCGUCUGUUCUCAGCUGGUUCACAUUUAGCUGGAUGGACAGACUAAUGCUAAACGGGUUCAAGACUCCGUUAAUGAGCGAUGACGUCUAUGAGCUUCAUCCUCGAGACACAACUGAAAGGGUGAUUACCAAGUUCCUGCGCGUCUGGAAACAAGAAGAGGCCAGAAAAUUAAGUCAACAGAAAAAGAAUCAAAAGCAGAUUGCACUAAACAACGGCAACAAAGAAAGCAACGAGAAAACACCCCUACUAGUGUCUUACAGAAAAUCUUCGUCUGUUGUAUCAACGACCAAUGCCCAACCAAGUCAUAUAACAAACAUCAACGACCACGAAAAGAUCCAGGACGAUAACAAAGUGAUAGAAGUAAAAGACACCGUGAAACCAAGAGUUUCCUUUUUAAAGGCUUUGGUAAAAUGCUACUGGCUGGAAGGGUUGGCCAGUAACUGGGGGAUGCUGUCAAACGUGGUCGCCAGUAUUGUCAGCCCGUUUGUGCUUGGGUGGUUGAUCGCCUUUGCCCAGAAUGCAUCUGAGUGGACGUGGCAUGGAUAUAUUUAUACGCUGGCAUUUAUAUUUACAAAGAUGCUGUACUUCUUUUUUGGUGUCAUGGCCAAAUUUCAGACAAACUGUCUGGCUUUACGUAUGAACAGCACCGGGAUAGCCAGCGUUUUCAGGAAGGCUCUAACAGUGAGCGGAGAGGCUAGGAAAGAAUCGACGCUGGGGGAAAUCGUCAACUUGAUGUCAGUGGACUCGGGCCACAUUGAGAUGAUGGUCAACUAUUCCUACUGGAUGUGGAUGUCCAUACUCUACCUAGGGUUCGGAGUUUACCUGCUCUACACGAUCGUCGGCAUCGCCCUGCUGUCAGGACUAGGGAUUGUCUUAAUCAUGUUCGCUGUGAAUUUUUGGGUGAUGAACAAGAUGAGAGAAUACCAGGACAGGAUAAUGGUGAUCAAGGACGAAAGAGUUAAAAUAGUCAAUGAGGUUCUGAAUGGGAUAAAGGUGAUCAAACUGUAUGGAUGGGAGCCAAUGUUCAUACAGAAGAUCAAUGAGGUCAGAGAGAAGGAGCUGCGACUCCUUUUCAAAUAUGCCAUCCUCGAUGGUGUGGAAUCUUUUGCCUGGUUGGCAGCCAUCUUUUGGAUGAUGUACCUGAUGAUCAUUACCUUUGUGCUGACGGACGACAGCCACCACCUGGAUGCUACAACUUCCUUCCAAACCAUGAACUACAUUGACGUCAUCAGCCUGGCUAUCAAUAUUAUGCCUAUCAUUGUGAAAGACUGGAUUAAGGCCGCCAACUCCGUGCAACGAUUAAAUAGGUUUCUGAAUGCCGAAGACCUGAAUCUGGACAACUUAUACAGGGAGACUACUGAUAGUCUGGCUGUACGAGUAGUUCACGCAGACUUCUCAUGGGAAAGACACGGGCCUCUCAUUCUGAAGAACAUAAACUUGAGCAUAAAACCUGGCAGUUUAGUGGCAAUUGUAGGAACUGUUGGAGCUGGCAAGUCAUCUCUUCUGUCUGCUCUCUUGGGAGAAAUGCACAAGCGUCAUGGUUACUUCAAUCUUAAUUCUUCAGUGGCGUACGUACCCCAGCAAGCCUGGAUUCAGAACAACACAAUACGUAACAACAUCUUGUUUGGAAAAGAGUUUCAUGAAGAGUUGUACCGGCAAGUGAUCAGUGCUUGUGCGCUUCAGCCGGAUCUGGAUAUAAUGGCGGCCGGAGACCAAACGGAAAUCGGAGAGAAGGGCAUCAAUCUGUCAGGAGGACAGAAGCAACGGAUAUCCCUGGCCAGGGCAGUGUACAGUGGAGCAGAUAUCCAUCUGCUGGACGAUCCUUUGAGUGCCGUCGACUCUCAUGUCGGCAAGCAUAUCUUUGAUCACGUGUUGAGUAGAAGUGGCUUACUCAGUGAUAAGACACGAGUCUUAGUCACUCACGGUGUGCAGUGGCUGCCUCAUGUCGACUACAUAGUCGUGAUGAGUCAUGGGCAGAUUUCCGAGGCUGGCACAUUUGAGAAGCUCAUGGAUCACAAUGGAGCCUUUGCUCAGUUCCUAACACAGUAUUUAAGGCAAGAAGAAAGUGGUCCCAAGCAAGCAGCUGCAGACGAUGAUCUUGACAAAGAAGUGAAAAGAGACAUCAUAAGACGGUUAGUGUCUGUCACAUCAGAGAGUGACUCGGUGUUCAGCCACGAGAUGUCAGAUCUUCAAAGUAUCUUAUCUAAAAGUGCAGCUGCAUCGGGACUCCAACAAGUGGCUGCAGCAGACAAACAACUAACUCAUUCUUUCAGUACUAACAAACAUAGAACAACCAGCGAGAUUUCAUCUCAUCUGGAGCUUAGCCAGAGGUCUAUGACAAGACAGCAUGUUCAUGUGGGUUCAGCCUACGAGGAGGAAAAGGAUAAAACAGACAAAAGUAGACUGACAACAGAAGAGGAAGAAGCGCUGGGGAAGGUGAAAUGGUCCAUGUACUGGGAGCUGGUCAAAGGUAUAGGUGUUGGUCACUCAUCCCUGAUCAUAUUCCUGUUUGCCUGUUACCACGUCUGCUACAAUGUCACCAAUGUUUGGCUCUCUGAAUGGACUGAUGAUGUGUUGCUAUCCAACUUCACAUCCAGCCCCGCCAACAGCACAGCCAGAAACGACAGAAACCUGUACUACAUCGCUAUCUACACUGCCCUUGGAAUAGGACAAACAUUGUUUGUUGUUGGAUACGCCGUAGAUCUUCAAAUACAACACAUUUCAACUUCAAGAAAGCUGCACUCUGAACUUCUGGACUGCAUUAUGCGAGCGCCCAUGAGCUUCUUUGACACAACUCCGAUUGGUCGGAUAUUGAAUCGCUUCAGUCAAGACGUGGAAAUUCUGGAUAACGAUGUGUUCAUUGAGGCAGAGAUAACACUGGACAAGGCUUUCAGAUGUUUGGGCACCAUCAUUAUUAUCAGCUAUACAAUGCCUAUCUUUAUCGCUGUGGUUGUACCAGUGAUCAUUGUUCUUUAUGUUGUUCAGCAAUUCUACAUCCGAACAUCGUGUCAGCUACGACGUAUUGGCUCCACCAGCAAGUCUCCGGUGUACUCGCACUUCAGUGAAACCUUGUCGGGCGCCACUGUCAUCCGAGCCUACCAGGCUCAGGACCGGUUCAUCUCAGACUCCCAGUUCAAAGUCGACAAUUUCCAGAAAGCAAUCUACGCGGCCAGAGCCGCAAAUAAGUGGUUGGAGACCAGACUGGAAACUCUGAGUUGUAUCAUUGUGGCCGCUGCUGGUAUAUUUGCAGUUAUUUCACGUGGUGACCUUUCACCUGGUCUGGUCGGACUGGCUGUGACUUACGCACUGAGAGUGUCCACUGAAAUGAACGUAUUUACGAUGGUGUUCGGUGACUUGGAGACGCACAUUGUGUCUGUGGAAAGGAUUCGCGAGUACUCAGUAGUCCAGAGUGAGGCUUCUUGGACAUCUAACGGUGAUGACCAGUUACUUGAUGACCAGUGGCCAUCCCAAGGACAGAUUCAGUUUGUAAACUACAGCACAAAGUACAGAGAAGGACUUGAUCUUGUUCUCAAGGAACUUGAUUGCACCAUCAAAGGGGGUGAGAAAGUGGGCAUAGUGGGCAGAACAGGAGCAGGGAAGUCCUCCAUGGUUUUGUCCUUGUUUCGUCUGAUAGAAGCAACCAGUGGGAAGGUCAUCAUUGAUGGGAUAGAUAUUGCCAAGAUCGGACUGCACGCUCUUAGACGGAAGCUUACCAUUCUUCCUCAGGACCCAGUUCUGUUUGCUGGCAGUCUACGGAUGAACCUUGACCCAUUUUUCGAUAAAUCUGACGCUCAAUUGUGGACAGCUCUAGAACAUUCUCACCUGAAAACUUUCGUGGAAAGUCUUCCAAACAAACUAGACCACGAAGUCGGGGAAGGUGGUGAGAACUUGAGUAUGGGACAAAGACAGCUUGUCUGCUUGGCCAGGACUUUGUUAAGAAAGACCAAAAUUCUCGUCCUGGAUGAAGCUACAGCAGCUGUUGACAUGGAAACUGAUGAUCUCAUUCAGAAGACAAUCCGCACUGAGUUCAGUGGCUGCACCAUCCUGACAAUUGCUCACAGAUUGAAUACUGUCCUGGAUUAUGACAGAAUUCUAGUGCUGGACGCUGGAAGUGUUGCCGAGUUUGACUCUCCCAAGAAUCUUCUGGCUAAAUCAGAUUCUAUCUUCUUCUCCAUGGCUUCGCAAGCUGGGCUAGUCACCUGGGAACAGACACACUUGUAA